AUGAUUUAUUUAGUAAUGUGCAUGAAAAUUCAUAUAAAAUUACUAUGUUCUAUAUGUACUUCUACAGAAAAAACCUCGACACUGUCAACCAAUGAAUCAACGCUGUCAACCAGUGCAUCAACGACGUCAACCAGUGCAUCUACACCGUCGACCACUGCAUCAACACCGUCGACCACAGCAUCAACACCAUCGACCACUGCAUCAACACCGUCAACCACUGCAUCUACACCGUCAACCACAGCAUCAACACCAUCCACCACUGCAUCAACACCGUCAACGACUGCAUCUACACCGUCGACCACUGCAUCAACGCCAUCGACCACUGCAUCUACACCGUCAACCACAGCAUCUACACCGUCGACCACGGCAUCAACAGCGUCGACCACUGCAUCAAAACCAUCAACACUGUCAACCACUGCAUCGACACAGUCAACCACAGCAUCAACACCGUCCACGACUGCAUCAACACCGUCGACCACAGCAUCAACACCGUCAACCACAGCAUCAACACCGUCAACCACAGCAUCUACACAAUCGACCACUGCAUCAACGCCAUCGACAACUGCAUCAACACCGUCGACCGCUGCAUCUACACCGUCCACCACUUCAUCAACACCGUCGACUACAGCAUCAACACUGUCAACCACUGCAUCAACACCAUCAACCACUGAAUCAACACCGUCAACCACAGCAUCAACCACUACAUCAACACAGUCAACCACUGCAUCAACACCGUCAACCACAGCAUUAACACCAUCAACCACUAUAUCAACACCAUCAACCGCAGCAUCAACACCGUCGACCACUGCAUCAACACCGUCGACCACAGCAUCAACACCGUCAACCACUGCAUCAACACCGUCCACCACUGCAUCAACAGCGUCAACGACUGCAUCAACACUGUCGACCACUGCAUCAACACCGUCAACCACUGCAUCUACACCGUCAACCACUGCAUCUACACCGACCACUGCGUCAACACAGUCAACUACUGAAUCAACACCGUCAACCACGGCAACAACACCGACAACGACUGCAUCAACACCGUCGACCACUGCAUCAAGGCCGUCGACCACUGCAUCAACACCGUCCACCACUGCAUCUACACCGUCAAGCACUGCAUCUACACCGUCAACGACUGCAUCUACACCGUCAACCACUGCAUCUACACCGUCGACCACGGCAUCAACGCCUUCGACCACGGCAUCAACACCGUCGACCACUGCAUCAACACCGUCGACCACUGCAUCAACACCUUCAACCACUGCAUCUACACCGUCAACCACUGCAUCUACACCGUCAACCACAGCAUCUACACUGUCGACCACGGCAUCAACGCCGUCGACCACUGCAUCAACACAGUCAACUACUGAAUCAACACCGUCGACCACGGCAACAACACCGACAACGACUGCAUCAACACCGUCGACCACGGCAUCAACGCCUUCAACCACUGCAUCAACACCGUCAACUACAGCAUCAACACCGUCAACCACUGUAUCAACACCGUCAACGACUGCAUCAACACCGUCGACCACAGUAACAACACCGUCAACCACUGCAUCAACGCCGUCUACCACUGCAUCUACACCG
This is a messenger RNA of Octopus bimaculoides (California two-spot octopus), 1593 nucleotides long. RefSeq lists its product as uncharacterized. The record is from RefSeq and is a predicted model, not a curated record. NCBI's taxonomy places the organism in Eukaryota, Metazoa, Mollusca, Cephalopoda, Octopoda, Octopodidae.